This is a messenger RNA of Magnusiomyces paraingens, 1935 nucleotides long. RefSeq lists its product as uncharacterized. Gene Ontology annotation, molecular function: cadmium ion transmembrane transporter activity; manganese ion transmembrane transporter activity. Gene Ontology annotation, cellular component: plasma membrane. Gene Ontology annotation, biological process: intracellular manganese ion homeostasis; iron ion transport. The record is from RefSeq and is a predicted model, not a curated record. The transcript has a single exon. Bases 1 to 1935 code for a protein of 644 amino acids. Lineage: Eukaryota; Fungi; Ascomycota; Dipodascomycetes; Dipodascales; Dipodascaceae.
AUGCCACCAGAAGAAACAACCCCUCUUCAGCAAGACUCAUCUUAUGGGACUUCUAAUUUCGGAAGCACGACAUCUACAGUCAAUUCGCCCUUAGGAAAAAUCCGGAACUCAACCCCAGAAAUUAGAAGUAGUAGUACCAACAAUAAUACCAACAUCAAUACCGACAACAAUAGCUCGAGAACAGAAAAUCUAUUCUCUACUGGAGGAUUAAAAAUAUUCAAAGAAUACCAUGAUAAAGGCUUUUCAACAUUCCGUGCCAAAUCGCACGCCCGUUCUUUUAUCCGCAUGAUUUUCAAAUACUUCAAGUUUGUGGGCCCAAGUAUUAUCUUAUCAGUUGCUUAUAUGGAUCCCGGUAACUAUGUGACGGCAGUUUCCGCAGGUGCCCUAUACCAAUACAAGCUUCUUUUCACUAUUUUUAUGUCAAACCUUUUCGCAGUUUUCUUACAGGCUCUUUGCAUCAAGCUCGGUACUGUUACUGGCCUGGACCUGGCUGAGUGCUGCCGUGAACACUUCCCCCGUUGGAUCACACUUUCUAUUUACGUCAUGGCUGAAUUUGCCAUUGUGGCUACUGAUUUGGCUGAGGUUGUAGGUAUGGCCAUCGCUUUGGACAUUCUGUUUGGCAUUCCUUUGACUUUUGGCGUUUGCUUGACAGUUUUGGAUGUGCUCAUUAUCUUGUUUGCCUACAAGCCUAAAGGAGAUAUGAAGUACGUGAGAUACUUUGAGUACCUUGUCUCCUCACUUGUUUUUAUGACUGUUAUUUGCUUUGUGAUUGAACUGUGGAAUAUCGGUCCUGUUAAUAAGGGUGAUAUCUUUAAGGGUUUCUUACCUUCAUCUCAGCUUCUUGAAACUAAAGGGCUCUAUUUGUCAUGCGGUAUUGUUGGUGCUACUGUUAUGCCGCAUUCCCUGUAUUUGGGGUCCGGGCUUGUUCAGCCUCGCCUAAGAGAUUUUGACAAGAAACAUGGCUACUUUAACGAUGAAGAAACCUCGAGUGAAGAAGAAGUUUAUAAACCUUCUAUUCAUGCUAUUAACUACAGUCUUAAAUAUUCUAUUGUUGAACUUGUAAUUUCUCUCUCAAGUGUUGCUAUAUUUGUUAACUCUGCGAUUCUUAUUGUUGCAGGUGACGUUCUUUCUGGAACUCCUGAUGCUGCUGAUGCUGAUCUUUAUUCCAUUUAUGAUAUGUUGAGAACACUUUUGUCCCCUAUUGCAGGAACUGUUUUUGCUUUGGCUAUGCUCUUUUCUGGCCAGUCUUCGGGUAUUGUUUGCACACUGGCAGGCCAGAUGGUUGCAGAGGGCUUCAUUCACUGGACUGUGCAACCAUGGGUCCGACGUCUUAUUACACGUUCCCUGGCUAUUGUACCAUGUUUGUUUGUUGCUAUGUUUGUUGGCCGUAAGGGUUUGGCAGAUGUUUUGACUGGAUCUCAGGUUGUGCUUUCACUUUUGUUGCCAUUUGUUUCUGCUCCACUCAUUUACUUUACAGCACAAAAAUCCAUUAUGAGUGUGCCUAUCACACCACGCCUUUACAGAUCGUCAGAUGGAACUCUCUCUACACACAAGCCCACAGAAACUUCUAAUGAUGAUUAUACAGAAGCUAAUAACUCUAACGCUGACUCCACGGCACAAACACCUCUGUUAGCAGAGUCAUCGGAUGGAGAGCCACAAACUGAUAGCGAACCUUACGACGAUAUCAUUAUUGCCACGACACGGCGGAUAGAAGAUGAGAACCCAGAUAAUUUAACAGAACAGCACAUUGGUUCUCGAACAACAGUUCCCGUUACUGAGGAUUCCGAGAGUGUGACAGCGGAAACUCUGAGUUACAAAGAUAUGAGCAAUAGCACACUGACAAAUGUUGUUGCCAUUAUUGUGCUGUCUCUCAUUUCCGGUCUUAAUUUCUUCCUCAUUAUUUCUGCUGCAAUGGGUGCUGAUGUAAAUUUUUAG